Molecule: messenger RNA, 2052 nt
Organism: Aspergillus aculeatus ATCC 16872
Lineage: Eukaryota; Fungi; Ascomycota; Eurotiomycetes; Eurotiales; Aspergillaceae
Product: glycosyltransferase family 2 protein
Exons: 4
Source: RefSeq, a predicted model, not a curated record
AACUCGCCCAUAGAUGAGGAGAUCUUUAUUCCCGAGUCUCUUCUGGCAGCCGCCACCGCAAGCGAAUCCUGGUCACAGAGUCCCCAACGAGAGAUUCCCCGUCAACUUCGAAGUGGUGUACCUCCGAAUGAGGUGCGCGUACACAAACGAAGACAGACCACCACCAGUUGGCCGACUGCAGUCCAGAAUGACACGGCAUCUCACUCGGUAGGCCGUCCCUUGAGCACUAAUGUCCAGAGAGGCGACGAGAUAUACCCGUUGUAUGAGGAUUGUGUGGUAGUGGAGACCCCCAAAGGGCCUCAGGCGGUCCCUCAUUCAGCGGCCGAUGGCCCUAUCCCCGUCUCCGAGCUUCCAAGUUACCCCGUCGCAGAGCUACCAAGUCAUCCAACCCCACCACCCAAAGCACGCACAGCUCGAUACUCGCUCGACGGUAACGGUAUUCUCAACAAAUUCACAGUGUUGUCUCCAUUCCCACUACGCCAGACUAUCAACGCCGCGGUCGAAAGAGCCCGUGACAGCAGUCUUGGGACGUUGUACGACAAAGCCAAUCUUGUCCAAAUCAAGCAUCAACGCAGAUAUUGGGCUCGGAUGCUGAUCGAAUAUGGAGCAUAUACCAUACUCCUCUUAUUUGUCUACUUCGUGCUUGUGGGUCAACCUCUAUGGGGAGGGGCUAUCUAUUGGCUAUACUGGGUAAUGCGCAACAAAUUCGUUUUCCAAGGUGGAUGGGCCAUUGUCAUCAGUCUAGUGAUCUUCUACUCGUUUGCACCGCUGUUGACUCUCUUCGAGAAGGAUCUUCCCGACCCCGAGUACUAUAGAGAUCGUAACAUUACCCCGGGCGCCCCGGACACAGCCCUCUUGAUCCCCUGCUACAGAUCAGCACCAGUCAUUGGGCAAACGCUCGAGGCCGCACUGAAAAUCUUCCCCGCAUCGCAUGUGUAUGUUAUUGCGAACGGAGACUCCACCAACCCGUUGGACAAUACGGAGGAGAUUUGCCGUCGCCACGGGGUCAAUCAUAUCUGGUGCCCGGUUGGAUCCAAGAUCAUCGCUCUUUUUGUCGGUUGCUACGCGGCCAAAGUCUUUCGUUAUGUGCUCCUCACUGACGACGACUGCAUUCUUCCUGCGAACUUUCCUGUCGCCAUCUCUCGAUUGACUGAUAACGUGCGUUGCGUGGGCUACACGAUCAAGGUGGUGGGCUCCGAGUCAUCCAAAGGCACCUACUGCCAGCAAGCUCAGGAUCUCGAGUACAAGCUCGCCGGGCUGCAGCGCACCUUUGCCGGUCGCAUCGGCAGCGCCACCUUUCCCCACGGGGCAAUCUCGCUCUGGGAGCGGGCAUUCCUCAAGGAUACGCUUCAAGAUCACCCGGGGUUCUCAAUCAGCGAAGACUGGUUCUUGGGCAACAGCUGUCGACGACUAGGCGGACGGAUCAAGAUGUGCAGCAUGAUUUUCGUGGAGACUGCGGCUCCGCCUGCCUUUCUCUGGGUCGACAAGGACCAGAGCCGAGGCGGCUUUGGGGAGAUGACCGUCUUCAAGCAGCGAUUCCUGCGCUGGAACUUCUUCAUCGUCAACGGCAUGCGAUACAACCUGGCCUACAUUUUUGGUUCUUGGAAGCUGGGCCGCUGGGAGAUUGGCGCGAAGAUUUUUGUUAUGCAAGAGGUGUACGAAACCGUGCUGAGCAUUCUCGCACCAUUCAUCCUGCCCAUAUCGUUGGUCGUGCGGCCUUCAUUCUGCAUUAGUCUUCUGAUGGCGACCCUAGGACUGUAUCUACUGAACGCCGUGCUCUUCAAUGAGAUACACCUUCGACUGAAGAAAGAACGCGUGAGCUGGAAGGUCAUCGUUGCAUACUAUAUGCCCUACAAAAUGCUCAUCGCCGUGAUCAACGUGAUCAGCUGCUACUGGUCUCUGAUCAAGUAUGCGAAGUAUUUUGCGCAACGCCGACCGAAGCUGAUCGAGGAUCACAAGGCGGUAGGGAUUGUGCUGAAGCUGGAGGAGAUCCGACGACAUCAGCAGGGCGGACUUGGGCGCAGUAUGACCGUCCGUACGGUCGGAGUGCGC